This is a messenger RNA of Arachis ipaensis, 4264 nucleotides long. The record is from RefSeq and is a predicted model, not a curated record. Lineage: Eukaryota; Viridiplantae; Streptophyta; Magnoliopsida; Fabales; Fabaceae.
UCUCCAGAACGCGAAGCAGCACUCACCUGGACGGCUAGACUUCGAGCUUCCGGCACAACUUCCAUCCUGCCACCGUCGCCGUCGCAACUUCCGACCAGCCAACGUCUGCCAGCUCUGUUCGCGCAGCCACUUCCCAUCGCGCAGCCAGCUCUGUUGAUCUUCGAAAACCGAAACCACCGCCAGCGCCACUUUCGGUCGCGCAGCCACUUCCCGCGGCGCCAGCUCUGUUCCAUACUUCCACCCCGUCAGCCGCUGUCUUGCCUCUUGCCAGCCACUUUCCCCGCCAGCUCUGCUUUUUUCCAGGCUUCCAGCUUCUAGCCCUAGGUAUUUGUUUUUUUCUUUGUAAUAAUAAUUGUUGAAUAAUUGAUUGCGAUAAGGAUCACUGCCGGAAACGAGCCUUUUCCCAUGUCUCCCGAACACAAAGCCAAUUGAGAUGAAAGCUUAUAUUUGCUCCUUUACUUCUGUUGUCGGCAUACUGGUCUUGGCCUUUAUUGAUUAGUGAUUAGCUCUGGUUCAUUAUUGAUUUUGUGUGUUGUGUUUUACUGUUUUGUUUUGUGAUUUAAUUGUACCUAGAUUGUGACUGUGUUGAUUAUUUGAUGGCAAUUAUUGCACUGUUUCUGACUAAUUAGUGAUUAGCUCAGUGCUCAAUUGUUCAUUUGUUCUUCACUUGUUCAUAUUUUUUUUUUUUUCGUUUUUUACGCUCUGUUUCUGUCUUUCGAAGGUCUGGUUGACUGGUUGUGUUGUUAAUUUUUGUUGAACGAUUAUUUGAUUGUUGGUUUACUCUGGUUCUGCUGCUGUUUAUUGAUUAUUGAUUAUUUUGAAGCUUUGUGCUGCUGUUUUUUGUAUUGUGAUUUUAAUUUACUAAUUAUUGAUUUUGAAUGUCUUGUGAUUGUUGAUUAGUGAUGUGUUGCUGACUUGUGUUUGUUUGACUGUUUUGUGAUUUACAUGUGCUUGGAUUGUGACUGCUUUGCUGAUUUAUUGAGUAACAUGAUGAAGGAGCAUUAAAGUGUCAAGUUUAGCUCUGGGUUAUUGUGAAAUCCUUUUGCUUUUCCUGAUUUGUUUUGAGUAUCUUCAAAUGAAUACAAUUUUGUUGUGAGAACGGAGACACCUCUCUUGAUUAGAAAUUUGUGGUAUGUUAGGUGGCAGGUUAGAAUUAGGUGGCAAUAGCUCUGAGCCUGUAGCUAUGGAAGAAUGAGGUUUCUGAACUUCUAAUUUGUGUUAAAUGAUAUGGAUUGUAUAGCUGCUACUUCGAGGAACCUUCAUUCUUUUUUUUUGGACCGAAUUAAUCGGUUGAACCAAUAAUUCAUCGGUUGAACCAGUGAUCCAGUAAUCCGGUAACCGAAUGGAUGAAUUUCAUGCAGUUUGGAGUUUGGUUACUUCACAAUUUACGCUCUGACACCGUCACACACAUUCCAAAUGCGCUUUCUCUCCAAAAAACUGUUGCUUGCUCAAAGAAACAGAAACUACUUCAUCAGCAUCAUCAACUCUCAUUAUUCCACUCUCACUUCACACUCUCUCAUCUCACUCUCUAACCGCAUCACCACUCUUCAUUCUCUUCUCCAAUUCCACGCCAUUGCCAUCACCACCGGCAACUCCACCAACCCCUUCAUCGCUUCCAAGCUCAUCUCUCUCUAUCACAACCCUUCUUCCUCCUCUGCCAUCUUCCUCUCCCUUCCUCCUUCCUCCGCCGACACCUUCCUCUGGAACUCCAUCAUCAAGUCUCAUUUUUCACGUGCCCAUUAUGCCCAUGCGCUUCAAUUUUACUCCCUUAUGCGGUGUUCUGAUGUUCUGCCCGAUCAUUUCACUGUCCCCAUGGUUGCUUCUUCAUAUGCCCACUUGAUGAUGGUUCAAGAUGGGACGAGCCUUCAUGGGUUGGUAUCAAAAUGUGGACUUUUUGGUUGUAAUUCAGCUGUGGGGUCUUCGUUUGUGUCCUUGUAUUCGAGGUGUGGACUAAUGAGGGAUGCAUGUUUGGUGUUUGAUGAAAUGCUUGUGAGAGAUGUUGUUGCUUGGACUGCGCUUGUGGUUGGGUUCGUGCACAAUGGGGAGAGUGAGAAGGGUUUGAGGUGUCUUCGUGAGAUGAUGCUUCAUGGGGUUGAUAGUGAGAGGCCUAACUCUAGGACAUUGGAGGGUGGGUUACUUGCUUGUGGGGAUCUUGGUGCUUUGUCUGAAGGAAGGUGUUUGCAUGGUUUUGUGGUGAAAACCGGGAUUGGAUGUGAACAAGUUGUGCAGUCAUCGCUUUUGUCUAUGUAUUGCAGGUGUGGGGUCCUGCAGGAAGCUUAUCAGUCAUUCUCUGAAGUGAUAAACAAAGAUCUGGUGUCUUGGACAUCAAUCAUUGGAGUUUAUGCAAGGUUUGGGAUGGUGAAUGAAUGUGUAUGGUUGUUUUGGAAAAUGCUAGAGAAUCAAGUAGACCCUGAUGGAAUUGUUUUAGGUUGCAUUCUUUCAGCCUUUGGUUAUUCGGUGAACGAAUAUGAAGCGAAAGCCUUUCAUGGAUUUAUCAUACGGAGACAUUAUAUACAUGAUGAUGUGGUUCAUAAUUCGUUGCUGUUUAUGUAUUGCAAGCUAGGGAUGUUAACUUUGGCAGAGAGGCUGUUCAACAAUUGCCAACAUAGCCCAGAGUGCUGGAAUUAUAUGGUUAAUGGCUAUGGUAGAAUCGGCAACAACACAAAGUGUGUUGAACUCUUUAGGGAGAUGCACUAUUUAGGUAUUGAUUCUGAAUCAACCAACAUAGUUUCAGCAAUUGGUUCCUGUGCCGAAUUAGGACAAACCAAUUUAGGAAGGUCGAUUCAUUGCAAUGCUGUAAAAGGUUUUAUGGAUGCCAAUGUAUUGGUUGCUAAUUCACUCAUACAGAUGUAUGGAAAAUGUGGUAAGAUGACCUACGCUUGGAAAGUAUUUAAAAGGUUGGAUAAGGAUGUUAUCUCUUGGAACACUAUGAUAUCAGCUCAUAUUCAUGUCAAGGAUUAUAAAGAGGCUACAAAUUUAUUUAACAAGAUGAUUAACGAAGGCCAUAAGCCCAAUACAGCAACUUUUGCAAUAGUUCUUUCAGCUUGUUCUCACAUUGCAUCUCUGGAGGAAGGAGAAAGAGUUCACCGCUACAUAAACGAAAGAGGUUUCGAGCUCAAUUUACCUCUUGGCACAGCUUUGGUUGAUAUGUAUGCUAAGUGUGGGAAGCUAGAAAAAUCAAGGCAGGUAUUUGACUCGAUGAAAGAAAAGGACAUAGUUUGUUGGAAUGCGAUGAUUUCGGGCUAUGGAAUGAAUGGAUAUGCAGAAUCUGCUCUGGAUAUAUUCAAGCAUAUGGAGAAAUCAAAUGUUAAGCCAAAUGGAGUUACCUUCCUUGGUCUUCUCUCUGCAUGUGCCCAUGCCGGGCUUGUCGAAGAAGGGAAACAUUUAUUUGCUAAGAUGCCAUGUUACUCUGUGGAACCAAAUUUGAAGCACCACACUUGUAUGAUAGAUAUUUUAGGAAGGUCGGGUAAUCUACAAGAUGCGGAAGCUCUGGUCCUGUCCAUGCCCAUUCAUCCAGAUGGGGGUGUGUGGGGAGCUUUGUUAAGUGCUUGUAAAACUUACAAUCAAGUUGAGAUGGGAAUAAGGGUUGCCAUGUAUGCUAUUGAAUCUGAACCAGAAAAUGAUGGAUAUUAUAUGAUGAUGGCCAAUAUGUAUAGCUCAAUUGGGAGGUGGGAAGAAGCAGAAAAUGUGAGAAGGACAAUGAAAGAGAGGUGUUCACUGGGAAAGAAAGCUGGUUGGAGUGUGCUGUAAGCUAAAUGGCUUGUUUUAUGUUCAAAAUUUCCUUUUAAUGGAGUCUAAUAUUUCAAAAUGUAAAAGGAACAUAAGGCGCCUUACCUACGUGCCAAUAGGUUUGUGGUUCUCAAAUUUUCACCAUAGAUAAAGUAUCAAAAUGUUUUUUCACUGGCCAUCUGUCUUACUUUGAAGUUCACAUGCUAUUUGAAUGAAAAACUGCACUUGUAUAAAGCUGUAGAGAAGUGCAUAUAUUCUUAAUAAAGAUUCUUUUCCUGCUAGCUGGAAGCAGUAGAUUUGUGUUUAUGAGUGUUAUAGAAAUUUGGUGAAAUGAUACUGUGUAUACUGGUUUUAUUGAAGUAUGUUCAUGAAGAAGUGGAAUAAGUUGCACAUAGUUUCUAAAUUCAGAACACAAGUAACAUUCUCUAUUAAACAGAUCUCAAAUUACACAAGUAUCUCAUAGCUGUCUUGAUAUUCCUUUUGAGCAAUAGUGACCUUGCAUUGUUGUACAUCAAACACCUUUAUAACAAUCCUC